AUGAUACAGAAACGUUAUGACGGCAACAAGGCCUGCCCGAAAAGCGAGUUCCAGUGUGCCAACCGCAAGUGCCUGGCGCCUGUCUACGUGUGCGACGGCUCUGACGACUGCGGCGACGGCUCUGACGAACUCAAAUGCUCCGAACGCCUCUCGCCAACGACCACCUGCAGCCCGCACGAGUUCCGCUGCAACACUUCGGAGUGCGUGCCCGUCAUGUGGAGCUGUGACGGCGACCCCGACUGCCCCGACGGCUCUGACGAGUGGCCGGAGCGUUGCGGCGGUGAAGGUUCGCAACCACGACGCACGGUGAACUGUACGGUGGAGGAGUUCCGGUGCGCCAACGGGGAGUGUGUGAGGCUGACGUGGAAAUGUGACGGGGAUCCGGACUGCAAGGAUAAGUCGGACGAGGCAGAAUGUCCCCUACUGACGUGCAGGCCAGAUGAGUUCCAGUGUGGUGACGGCGCCUGUAUCCACGGUACCAAGCAGUGUAACAAGGUCCAUGACUGUCCUGACCAGAGUGAUGAGGCUGGCUGUGUCAACGCCACUAAGUGUGAGGGGCCCCUGAAGUUCCUGUGUAAGAACGGAGAGUGUAUCGACAGAGCCAAGGUGUGUGACAACGUCAAGGACUGCAAGGACCGCUCUGAUGAGCCCAAGAAGGAGUGUGGGCUCAACGAGUGCACACUCAACAACGGCGGCUGCUCUCACAUCUGCCUGGAUCGACCAAUAGGCUACGAGUGCCAGUGUCCCACCGGGUACAAGCUACUGGACAAGAGGACGUGUGGAGACAUUGAUGAGUGUGAGAGCCCCAAUGCCUGCAGCCAGAUCUGCAUCAACUACAAGGGAGACUUCAAGUGUGAAUGUUACGAAGGCUAUGAGAUGGACCCUGUCACCAAGACCUGUAAAACACAAGGGAAGUCUCCCUACCUGCUGUUCACCAACCGCCAUGAGAUCCGUCGUGUGGACCCGGUGAAGAGGGACUACAGCCAGGUGCUGGCCACCCAGAAGAACGCUGUGGCGCUGGACGUAGACGUGGCCAAUAACCGCCUGUUCUGGUGCGACCGCUUCCACCGCAACAUCUACAGUGCUCUGAUCCCGGAGGCGGGCGACCCGUCCCAGCAGGUGACCCUGGUGGACUCUGGCUUUCUCCUCUCCCCUGAGGGCCUGGCCCUGGACUGGGUCCAACACAACCUCUACUGGACCGACUCGGGUCACAAGACCGUCUCGGUGGCCUCGGCCUACGACGGCCUCAAGCGGAGGGUCCUGGUGAACACGGAGCUCAGCGAGCCCAGAGCUAUAGCGCUGGAUCCACAGCAUGGGUUCAUGUACUGGUCUGACUGGGGCACCCGGGCCAAGAUAGAGAAGGCUGGGAUGAACGGGGUGGACCGACAGGUCCUGGUGUCGGACAACAUUGAGUGGCCCAACGGCAUCACCCUGGACGUAGCCAACAGGCGUCUGUACUGGGUAGACUCCAAGCUGCACCUGAUCUCCAGUGUGGACUUGAACGGGGCUCAUCGCAGGACACACCUGUCCUCCUCAGAGAGACUAGGACACCCCUACGCACUGGCCGUGUUCGAGGACCGUAUCUACUGGACAGACCGGGAGAGGGAGGCGGUGUACAGCGCUAACAGGCUAACCGGCCAGGACAUCAGCACAGUGGCCGAGCACCUCAACGACCCCCACGACAUAGUGGUCUUCCACCCGCUCCGUCAGCUACCAGGCCCAGACAGCUGUAACCUGGGCAGUGAGGACAACGGUGGCUGUGAGUACCUGUGUCUCAAAGCCCCCCAGAUCACGGAGCACUCCCCCAAAUACACCUGCGCCUGCCCCACAGGACAGGACCUGGGCCCCGACAUGCGCGCCUGCGUGCCAGAUACUACCACAUCGUCGAUCUGUGGCCAUCACCAUGGCAACGGUCGCUCAACGACAAGGACUCCCCACGCACUUCUGGGUCGUCCCAGGCAGACGCGGGUGCCCGACCUCACCCCAGCCCCCCUCUAUAGGCUUCGUCUCGUCAAGGAGGACAGCAACCUCUCCCACCACUCUGGAAGUGAGCAUUUCCUCCUAGGUGAGAACAUGACAGUUGCAGUUCUGGGAGUAGUGAUCCCCAUAGUUCCUAUUGUUGCCACAGUGAUCUUCGGCCUGCUCUGCACUGGGGUCUACCUGGUUUGGCGGAACUAUCGGAAAACGCCUACCAAGAGCAUGAAUUUUGACAACCCUGUCUACCGCAAGACCACGGGCGAGGGCGAGGAGGAUGAGAUUCACAUCGGCCGGACGGACGGCGGCUGGGUGGCCACCACGGUCACCACCCAUACCCAGCCGGAGUGGGGUGUGGCGUAG
Molecule: messenger RNA, 2337 nt
Organism: Coregonus clupeaformis (lake whitefish)
Lineage: Eukaryota; Metazoa; Chordata; Actinopteri; Salmoniformes; Salmonidae
Product: low-density lipoprotein receptor-related protein 8-like
Molecular function (GO): calcium ion binding; protein binding
Source: RefSeq, a predicted model, not a curated record